Lodderomyces beijingensis is the source of this 1710-nucleotide messenger RNA. Lineage: Eukaryota; Fungi; Ascomycota; Pichiomycetes; Serinales; Debaryomycetaceae. The record is from the annotation of a GenBank genome assembly.
AUGAACUCCGAAACAACCAACUUGAAUAGCGGACCGCUCGCCAAUGCGUGGCUCGCAGCCAACUACGAUAAGAAAUUGACCAAGCAGCAAGUCUUGGGAACAAACAUCGUUGAAGCGUCAAACUACAUCGCCAUUCACAACCACAGUCACAGUCACAAUCACACUCACAAACAACCUUUUCAAUUCAGCACACACGAGGACUCUAGAGACACAAUAUCGCUCAGAAUUUCGAGUCAGCUACUUUACGGGAUAGUCAAGAUAUACUCGAGAAAGUCAAAGUAUCUUAUCGAUGAUAUCAACGAUGUGCUAUAUAAAUUGAAAGCGUCGUUCAAACUAUCCUGCGGAGUGCAAUUGGGCUCAGAUAUGCUAUCCACGAGCCGUAUCGAUGCGCCACCGGAGCAAACCACUUUGCCCAAUUUGGAUGCAGUCACCUUGAAAGACCAAGUCUCUGUGUUUGACUUGUUCUACCAAGAAGAUUUGAACUUGGACGAACCAGAGAAGAACGCAACGUCUGUUUUUGACCUGACGCGACCUAUAAAACAAUUGGAAGUCGAAGAGGACACGAGUUUCACACUAGACCGAUCUAUCGAAGUGGGCAGAAAUGCAGACGCGCGUGAUGACAUGGACAUGGACAUGGAUAUGGACUUGGAUUUUAAUUUGGACUUGGGCGAAGAUGACAAUUCCAUCGAACAAGGCAGAAACGGGUCCUCGAUUGGGAACCCGGGCGAGCUUUCCUUCUUAGCCGAGUUGGACAAGUCGAGAACGAUUUUUGAGCUUGAAUCAGGCCACCCCGUGCUUGGUUCACAGGAAUUUUAUGACGAUUUCGAUGAGCAAGGCGAUGAACAUGAUAACAACCAACAACAACCUGGUCAACAAGACGACGUACCGGCUGCGCAGUCAACUAUACCAUCAAGACCAAGACACAAGCGCACGAGAAUCACCGAGGAUGGGGAAAUGAUUGUGCCCAACAGGAAGCUAAUUGUGGACUCAGAGGAAAAUAUGCAAGGUGGAUCCAUGCUACAGCUAUUGAAGGAAAACCAAGAAAAGCUAAUGGAUGGCAUCACUGAUGGCCUGUUUAUCACGUUGAAACUCUCAGACACUGAAAAGCUUAAACUCAUACAAGAACUCGCGCAACCGGUUUAUUCCAAAAGGAGAAAAUUAUGGAAUCUAGACGCGGAGUUGCAAUUGCGAUGCGCUGAAUUGGCAAGGAAAGGAGGAAAAGACGGAGAAGACGACAAUGACGACUCAGACGAUGCCGAUUCAAGCAUAGAUACAUCGUUGGACUUGGACAUUUCAAUCAGUGAAACCGAUGAGUCAGAGAGAGGAUCAUCUGGUGAAGAAGAAGAUGAUGAUGAAGAAGAAGAAGAAGACGACACCGAGUCCAGCGUCACUGGAUCGGGACACAUUGCUAAAUCUACAAAACAAGUAGCGGUGGAACUACAAAACCAGUUCCGCGUCUCGGAUAAGAUUACACUUGAAACUUUGAUGGACGCUGAUAUGGCCUCCGCCAAUCCCUUGGGAACGCAACGGAAAAUCAUAAAUAAAAAGAGGGAGGCAUCCAAGUGCUUUUUUGAGCUAUUGGUGCUUUCCACAAACAAUUGCAUUAGCUUAGAACAAGAGCAACAACAACAGAAACAGUCAGAGGACAACAACAGAAUGUGCUCAAACGUAAACAUUCGUAUCAAGGACCGUCUAUACGAUUUUCUAUAA